AUGGGGGAUGAUCUGGAGUUGAGUGUGGCUAAUAAUGAUGACGACGAUGAUGAGUACUAUGGCGGUACAAAGUGGUCUCAACCAAGUUCGCUGGGCAGUUCUGAUGAGGGAAUUGGUAUCAAUAAUAAUUACAAAGAAGAGCGCCAGAAAGCGAUGAUGGAGGCAAUGAAUGGCCAAUUUAAGUCCCUUGUUGCCCGGUUCUUGGCCUCAGAGGGGAUUCCUUUGUCCACAGAGGAACUUGGUGAGAGCUGGUUGGAUAUUAUUUCUUCGAUAUCAUGGGAAGCUGCAAUGCUUGUUAGGCCGGAUGUUAAUGAAGGGAAAGCUAUGGAUCCUGGGUCCUAUGUCAAAGUUAAGUGUAUUGCUUGCGGCUCCCCCAGUCAAAGGUAACAAAAAAUGAACACGGUGUCAGUCGCUUUUGAUGCCAAACGGUCUUUACCUACAAUUAUUGCUUAUUUCAUGCCAGUUUAUGACAAAAGGUCUCUGACAUGGUUGUUCCUUGCGUUUGACAGUGUAGUGAUUAAGGGCUUGGUGUUUAAGAAGAACGCUGCACACAAACACAUGCCAACCAAGCUUACAAAUCCUAGAUUGUUACUCCUUCGGGGUGUUCUUGGACAGCAUGCGGCUGGUUUAUCAUCAUUUAGUUCGAUGGAACAGGUAGGUCUCUAAUAGUGUUGUCUAAUUUGAUAGCUAAUUUAGAAAAACAUUGGUUUAAUUAUCGUGGUGAUAAAAUCAGGAGAUGGAUUAUCUGAAGUCGACCUCUGAGAUGAUCAACGCAUGCAACCCUAACGUGGUUCUGGUGGAGAAGACGGUCUCCCGGGAUAUACAAGAAUCCCUACUUAAAAAGGGAAUCACAUUGGUCUUUGAUAUGAAGCUUCAUCGUCUGGAAAGGAUUGCACGCUGUACCGGGUCUCCCAUUCUUUCUCCCUCCGGAGUUCCAGUGUAUUCACAAUUGAGGCAGUGUGAUUCUUUUCAUAUCGAAAAGUUUGUAGAGGAUCACAACCUUCCCAGUGAAGGUGGGAAGGUGCCGAGUAAAACUUUGAUGUUCCUUGAGGGCUGUCCAAAGCCUCUCGGAUGCACGGUAUGUAAUCUCAUUAACUUUUUAAGAUGUAAUAAGUUUAUUAUUCUUCACGAUACAACAUCAAUCCAUCCAUGAUUAAUUUAUUUCUCGUUGCAGAUUCUGUUGAAAGGAGCCCAUAGUGAUGAGUUGAAGAGGUUGAAACGUGUCGUGCAUUACACAGUAUUUGCUGCUUAUCAUUUAAUUCUUGAAACUUCAUUUUUCGCUGAUCAGAGGGCAGUAGUCACUAACGCUCAAAAUUGUGAAGGAUUCUGCUCAUCUAACGAAAGCCCAUCAGUCAUCAACUUCGAUACUUCCUCAAAUUCAGCAAGUCAUAACCAGGAAUUUAUUGCUCCAUCAGCUGCUGGUGUCGACAUUCCAAUUUCUGAUGAAUCUCUGAAUAAGUCAUCUCGUGUUCGGGAUUUCGUCAGUAUGCGUGUUGAUGAUGAACCAACUUCUGGCAUUUAUGAUUUCUCUAGACUUGAUUCUGACCUGAUGCCUCGUGAGAACGGAAUUGCGCCAGGAGGCCUGUCUGAUGGGCAAAUUGGGGUCACUGAGAACUGCCAAGAGGAGGAACCGUAUGACCCACCGACUUCAUCACUUCCACCUGGACAGUUUAUCUCGUUGUCAUCGGUCUCUGACAGCAAAGGUGAAGACCCGCUGAUACUCACCGACUCUAUUUCUGAUGGGUCUGAUUCUUCAUCCAUCAGUUCAAAGGUAAAGGAUGUCGAUACCCAGAGCGGUGAAGUACUGCAUGUUUCUCUAUCAUCAGAGACUCUCGAUGCUGAGAUCAAACCAAAGGUGGGUACUGAUCUAGUAGACUCGGAUGAUGGCACUCCUGCUUAUAGGAAGAUGGAGCAAGGGCUACAUAUUGGUGUGGAUUGCAAUGCUGUCAACGGCAGACACAAGCUACCAGACGACAACAAUACUGGGAGCGUGUUUGAUUCCAAGAGCAUUUUGGUUUUGAUGUCCAGCCUCUGCAAAUCCAAAGGGACAAUAUGUGAGCAAAGCCACCUUUCCCGUAUAAAAUAUUACGGGAACUUUGAUGUGUCGCUUGGGCGAUUCCUCCAAGAUAUUUUGCUCAACCAGGUUCAUUAUUUUACUGUCUUGAUUUCAUCUUAUAUUGAUUUCAUGUGGAGUCAGCAUUCUUUAUGAUUUAUCCGUACUGAUGGGCGAUUAAUUGCUGUAAUUAAUAUACAGAAACAUAGUUGCUCUGUGUGUAAUGAACCGUCAGAAGUCCACACCUAUAGCUACACUCACCAGAAUGGGAGGCUGACUGCUCUGGUCCAAAGGCUUCCUCCUGAGUCUCGCUUGUCUGGUGAAGUGGAGGGUAAGAUUUGGAUGUGGACUCGCUGCUUAAAAUGCGAGCACAAAUCUGGCAUCCCAGAGCCUACGAGAAGGGUGGUGAUGUCUAAUGCUGCACAUGGUCUCUCAUUUGGGAAGUUCCUGGAGCUCAGUUUCUCCAGCCAUUCUGCAUCAAGGAGGAUUUCCAGAUGCGGCCAUUCGCUGCAGAGGGAUUGCCUCAAGUUCUUCGGGUGCGGAUGCAGAACACCUCUUCAUCAAAUUUCUCACAAUUUUCAUCACCAAAAAUAUUUCUUUAUCAUUUUACGGAUUAUGUACAGGUUAGGGCCGCUGGUUGCCAUGUUUACCUACUCGCCGGUUGAUAUCUACGCAGCUUGUGAGCCUCCGCCCGUUGUGGAGUUUAAUACCCUCAAUGGAGAUGAUUGGCUCAAGACCGAAGCAAGAAAUGUAUGCAACCAGAAAUCUAGCUUCGAUUUCUGUUAUUAUAUGAUUUUUUUUUAGUUGUUUCACCAGAAAUCCUGCUUUCUCUUCUGAAGGCUCUGCGCAAGGUGGAGCUCCUGUUCUCAGAGGUUGGGCGCAUGCUGGAGAAGAUAAAGCCCGACUUUUUGCGGCAGAAUAAGAAGUACCCUGGCCCGUUGAAAGAAUUCCGGCAGGUUGAAGAGAUGUGGCGGCAAGAGAAAUCCGAGCUCGAGGUGGGAAAUCGCCGUAUUUUUCAUCAGAUUUCCUUCUUGCUUGUUUAAUGAACUCAUCCUGCCUCUCGACCUGCAGGAUCCUUUGAUGAAGAUCAUGAGUAGUGAUGGGCAACCGGCAGAAUCUGUUCACGAUAUGCUUGAUUUUCCCUUUCUAGAGUGGGAACUGCUUCUUGAGCUCUACGCCUGGGACCGACGGAUCGAUGCCCUUCUCUCUUCGGGUCACGACGCCAUGCCCAACGAACGCCUGGAGGAGGCUGACGGUGUCGUCGGCGAUCGUCCGGCAGUGGAGUCCUCGGAAUCUCCUGAUAAUGGGCAUUUAGAUGGAGGUUUCAGCGGCACGGAAAUGGAAGAGACGACGAAUGCGAACGGAGCAGGCGCAGAUCAGAGCAGCGGACUCGACGGCUCCCCAGAUGCCGCCGUCACCUCUGAUUCUCCAGAUUUGGGCUAUUCUGUAUUAGAUGUCCCCUCCAUCGAGCCUCCGUUGCCAGACGACGAGGAGGACCUGCCGAGCGGCGCCGCCUCCCAUCCAGCUCAAGAAAACGGCGCUUACUCCCCGAGCGAAGACCCGCGAGAUGAUGAGGUGGUCAACGUCGAUGUUUCCGACCAGUCCGAGAAGUCCGAGAAGCCUGAGAUUCAAUGGGGUCAGGACCCAUCUCAGACUCGCCGUAGACUGAGAGACCCAGAUACAUGGAUCUGGGACGCCUCAGGAAUCCGGAAGGCGUACAGGCAGGAGCUGUCCAGAGGAGGCCAUUCUCAGAGGUUUGACUUCGUCAGGCACUAUUCCCCGCUUCAUCUCUCUUCAGUGGAUCACCUGGUCAAGCAGGACAGAGAAUGGGUGCACUUCCCCGUGGGAGUGGACGGCAACGUGAUGUCCAUCUGCGAGGAUGAGAUCUCCAGCCUCAUCGCCUAUGCGCUGGCUUCGUCGCAGGAUCAGCAGAGUUCCGAUGAGAGGGAACCCAGAUCGAGCCCACCGGAGAGCUUCCACAGCGGCCUCAGAUCAGAGGCUUCCUUCUACUUGCCUUCCUUCAACUCGCUGGACUUGGAGGGGCUUCGGUCAACGGGGAGCUUCUCUUCCUUCUCGUCGGAGGAGACGACGGCGUCGGCACCCGAGCUCGCCGGCGACUACAUCCCGCCGGGGAUUCUGCACCCGGAGAUCGUGGUUGGCGAGUGCUCCGUAUACUGCGUCCACGCGAGGCAGUUCCAUGCCCUGCGGCGGCGCUGCUGCCCUUCGGAGGCGGCGUAUCUCUCCUCCAUCCGCCGGUGCAGGAAGUGGGACGCGCAGGGGGGGAAGAGCAAGGCCUUCUUCGCCAAGACCCUCGACGACAGGUUCAUCAUCAAGCAGAUCAAGAAGAGGGAGCUCGAGUCCUUUCUGAGGUUCGCCCCCGAGUACUUCAAGCACAUCUCCCACUCCCUCUCCACCGGAAACCAGACCUGCCUCGCCAAGAUCCUCGGCAUCUACCGGGUACGUUCGGCGGCGCCUCCUCCUCCGCAAAGAUUCUUUCGUCUUCCUCUCUGAUUCAUCUCUCCUCCUCUGCGCAGGUGAAGCAGGUUACGAAUGGCAAGGAGUUGAAGAUUGAUCUGAUGGUCAUGGAAAACCUCCUCUACGGCAGGGAGAUCUCCCGAGUGUACGACCUCAAGGGUGCUGUCUUCUCCCGGUACGUCUCCGACGCCUCCAAGCCCAACGCGGUCCUCCUGGACCAGAACUUCGUCGAGGACAUGGGCUCCUCUCCCCUGUUCCUCGCCGGGAAGACCAAGCACCUCUUCCAGCGGGCCAUCUGGAACGACACCUCCUUCCUCACUGUGAGCAUCCAUUCCCUCUCUCAUCUCUCUCUCUCUUUCGUUCUUUCUCUCUCAUCCGCUGUAGCUGGUGCUUUUUUCAGUCGAUUAACGUCAUGGAUUACUCGCUGCUGGUGGGGGUGGACAAGCAGAAGCAAGAGCUCGUGUUCGGAAUCAUCGACUACCUGAGACAGUACACCUGGGACAAGCAGCUGGAGACCUGGGUGAAGUCCUCCCUGGUGGUGCCCAAGAACACCUCGCCCACCGUCAUCUCCCCCAAAGAUUACAAGAAGAGAUUCAGGAAGUUCAUGUCCAAGCACUUCCUCACCGUCCCGGACGACAGCGUCGCCGAGCCCUGCUCGCAGUCUUGCCGGCCCUGCGCCGCCGGCGAGGGCCUGCGGACGCUCUCCGAAGCGUCUCCUCCGCCGCAGACGGCGGCGGCGGCGGCGGGCUAG
Messenger RNA from Spirodela intermedia, 5279 nucleotides. NCBI's taxonomy places the organism in Eukaryota, Viridiplantae, Streptophyta, Magnoliopsida, Alismatales, Araceae. The record is from the annotation of a GenBank genome assembly.